This is a messenger RNA of Pantherophis guttatus, 1179 nucleotides long. NCBI's taxonomy places the organism in Eukaryota, Metazoa, Chordata, Lepidosauria, Squamata, Colubridae. The record is from RefSeq and is a predicted model, not a curated record.
AUGCUUUCCCGAUUCCCCAUGAGUGGUACCAGCCUGGUGACCUUAUCAUCCUUUCAGAAAGUCAAAGUUGGAAAGAUUGAUCCUCAUAUUCCCAAUGCGAAGGAAUUAAUCAUUGACGAAGAUGUGAUUGUGUGGCACCCAGCUUUUAACCAGGUUCUUCCAAUUUCUGUGUGUAAUGACCCUUGCUCCCCUGGAUCCUGGAAGAAAGGGUUGGAAGGAAAACAGUUCUGUUGCUACGACUGUGUUCCAUGUCCAGAAGGGAAGAUUUCAAAUAAAAAGGAUAUGGAUGACUGUUUUCAAUGUUCAGAAGAUCAUUAUCCAAAUAAAGAAAAGAAAGGAUGUAUCCUGAAACUGGUGGUGUUUCUAACCUUUGAAGAAACCAUAGGAAUUGGUUUGGCCUCGGCAGCUCUUUGUUUCUUCCUCUUGACAUCUUGGGUACUUGGAAUUUUUAUUAAGCACAGGGAUACUCCCAUUGUCAAAGCCAACAACCGGUCCCUCACCUACACCCUCCUUGUCUCUCUUCUGCUCUGUUUUCUCUCCUCUUUGCUCUUCCUCAGCCAACCUGGCAAAGUGACCUGCCUUCUCCGGCAACCAACUUUUGGCAUCACCUUCUCAGUGGCCAUUUCCACUGUACUGGCCAAAACCAUCACCGUGGUUGUGGCUUUCAUGGCCACUAAACCUGGUUCUCAGAUGAGAAAAUGGGUGGGAAAAAAAUUGGCCUUUUCUAUUGUCCUUUUUUGCUCCCUCUUCCAAGUAUGUAUUUGUACUAUUUGGUUGUUCUCAUUCCCUCCAUUCCCUGAGUUGGACAUGCACUCAGAGCUCCAGGAAAUGAUUUUACAAUGCAACGAGGGGUCAACUUUCUUCUUUUAUUGUGUCUUGGGAUACAUGGGUAUCUUGGCCAUCGCCAGCUUUAUUGUGGCUUUCUUUGCCCGUAAAUUACCCGGCAGCUUUAAUGAAGCCAAGUUCAUCACCUUCAGCAUGUUGGCCUUUUGCAGUGUGUGGAUCUCCUUCUUUCCAGCCUAUCUGAGCACAAAAGGCAAAGCUAUGAUAGCUGUGGAGGUCUUCUCCAUCUUGGCCUCCAGCGCUGCAUUACUGGGAUGCAUAUUUUUGCCAAAAUGCUACAUCAUUGUUUUCCGGCCUGAGCUAAACCACAGGGGGCAACUUAUAAAGAGAAUGUAG